CUCUCAUGCUUUCAGUUGAGGACUGUCCCCUUCAUUCCAGCAGUAGCUCUAUUUUUUUUUUCCUCUCUGUAAAGUAUAGAUUGACUCAAACAGGCAUCAGAAAUCAAAAAUUCAAAGGGUAGACAUUCUUUCAGGUUGCUUACAGAGUCAUCCUUUUUCAAGAGAAUAUAUGUAUUCUAAUGAUUAAGUCUAGUAAACAUUUUUGAACCAUAACUUUGAGUUUGAUGGCUAGAUGUUUGCCUUUCCAUCUUUUUAUAUAACGCUUCAUCUGUUCUAACAAUUAUAUAUUUACAUCUGCCACAUCCUCCUAUGAUCAAUUUUUCGCCAUGGUGUUACCCUCUUAUGUUCCUUUUGACAGACUUGCUAGGAUUGUGAAUACCUGAAAUGUAUUAACUCUUCUUUAUAAUACUGUGACCCUCCUUUCUGUGUGUAACUAGUCUUUUGUUAAGGUCAUAUCUUUGUUAGCGAGUGGUGUGGUGCGGUAGGAGCAGAUCUGUAGAAGAAAAGACUUAGAAGCUGAGGACCUGAAGUUCGUCCUAUAUCUGUUUUAAGAGGUUUUACUUUGGGUUAGCUGUGGUUUGGUCCCACGGAUAGAAUCUCUGAUAGCAACUGGAAUGAUCAGUUGUCCUCCAGAAGCUCAUCUUUCAGUUUAGGUUAGUUUGAAAGGAAUUGAGUUUGCAUACUUCAAGACCAAUCAGUGAUGCAAACUAAAACCAUGGUAAAUGAAAGUAAUCAGGAGAUACACUUCAAAAGCAUGCUACUUAUCCAAACAGAAAUGCUGUUGUAGACCACUCACUCCUCUCUACCUCCUUCUGUGUCUUUUCUACUAGACCUUUAUUUUGUUACUGUGUUCCUUCUUUCUUUGGGAGCCCCAGAACGUAAUUUUUACUCCUGCUAGUGUCUUAGAUACAGGUUAUGAGGUGUUUAUAAAUUAUCAUAACUGGAAAUGGUCAUCACCUUUCUUUUAAUAGUGGGACAGAUACUAUUAUAAAAUUACUUCUUGUGGUUUUACUUCUGACGAUGUCAGUCAUAAAUGUCAAUGACUAACUUCCUAAAUAUCUGAUCUUUUUUAUAUCCUGUUUUUCUACCUCUUAUUUCCACUACUACUGUACCUGCUCCUUCUGUUGCUCUUGAUUGCCUUUCUCCUGUGAAUCCUUGUAUUAAUACAAGUGAUAUAUAGCGUUGAAGGAAUUAAAGAGAGAAAAUAGUGCAUUUGUGGGAGAAAACCAUGGCUCAGAUGGCCCAGCUCUGUUGAUGGAUUAACUCCUAUACCAAGGUAUUAAGUCUUUGAACAAGUUCUUGUUUUCGAGAAGAAAACAUUCCUAUGGAUGACAUAAAAGUGGAUAACACCUCUUGUAACGAUGGCGUUCUACUUAGAAUGGGCCUCAAUGAUAACAAAGCUGGAAUGCAAGGUUUGGAUAAAGAGAAGAUCAAUAAAAUCAUCAUGGAGGCUACCAAGGGUUCUAGAUUUUAUGAAAAUGAACUUAAAAAAGAUAAGCAAGUUAACCAACGAAUUGAAAAAAUGAUGCAGCUGAAAGAGAAAAUUACGAACCAACAGCUCUUGAAAGCACAGCUGCAGGUGGACAAACUUGUGAUGGAACUGGAACAGAGCCGUGACCUUAGCUGUACUAUUGUGCACAUUGACAUGGAUGCCUUCUAUGCCGCUGUAGAAAUGCGAGACAACCCAGAGCUGAAGGAGAAGCCUAUAGCAGUGGGAUCAAUGAGUAUGUUGUCCACCUCAAAUUACCAUGCUAGGAGAUUUGGUGUACGUGCAGCCAUGCCUGGGUUUAUUGCUAAAAAGCUAUGUCCACAUCUAACCAUAGUGCCAUUAAACUUCGAAAAAUAUGGCAAAGUGAGUAAAGAGGUUAGAGAAAUAUUGGCUGAAUAUGAUCCCAAUUUUAUGCCUAUGGGCCUAGAUGAAGCCUAUCUGAAUAUAACAGAGUACUUGGAGGAAAGACUGAACUGGCCUGAAGAUAAGAGAAGGUACUUCUUCAACACAGAAAACACUACAGAAAAUGACAAUGCAUCUCUGACAGAUGACCACCCGGAACAGAGAAAUCUGCCAGCAGUGAAUUCGAUCGUCUUUGGAACUUCUGCAGAGGAAGUUGUGAAGGAAAUUCGCUUUAGGAUUGAACAGAAAACCAGACUGACUGCUAGUGCAGGAAUAGCUCCAAAUACAAUGUUAGCAAAAAUGUGCAGUGAUCAUAAUAAACCUAAUGGACAAUACAGAAUUACUCCGGAGAGACAAGCUGUGCUAGACUUCGUGAAAGAUUUGCCCAUUAGGAAGGUGCCAGGUAUAGGAAAAGUAACAGAGAAGAUGUUAAAAGCCCUUGGAAUUGUGACUUGCUCAGAACUUUACCAGCAGAGGGCACUGCUUUCUCUUCUUUUUUCAGAAGCGUCUUGGCAUAAUUUCUUGGAGAUAUCACUUGGUUUGGGCUCAACACAUUUGGAAAAGGAUGGAGAAAGAAAAAGUAUGAGCACUGAAAGAACGUUCAGUGAAAUUAACACAGCAGAAGAUCAGUAUAGCUUGUGUCGAGAACUUUGCAGAGACCUGGCUCAAGAGUUACAGAAAGAGGGACUUAAGGGUAAAACUGUUACCCUGAAGCUGAAGAAUGUGAACUUUGAAGUAAAAACAAGAGCUUCAACUGUGCCAUCUUCUGUUUCUACUGAGGAGGAAAUAUUUGCUGUUGCUAAAGACUUAUUAGGGACAGAAAUUGAUACUGUUUCUCCUCAUCCUUUACGGAUAAGACUAAUGGGUGUACGAGUAUCAGGAUUUCUAAGUGAAGAAGAGAAGAAGUACCAACAAAGAAGUAUUAAAAGUUUUCUCAAAUCAGGAAAAGAAAUCAAUUUUCUUAGGCUUGAGCCAGGGAAAUCCAACCAAGAACUCUGCACAAAAAAUUCAGAAGCAGCUCCCAGAGGGAGUUUUUUUGAUAAAAAGCGAGCUGCAAGGCAACAAAACAGGGAGGAUCUUUUUCUAAAUGAAGAUGUAGAUAAGCGGGUCUUUCAUGAUAGGAAAUCAUCAGCAAAUUUUAUGGAAGAAACUAGCAAAGUCACAGCCAUGCAGAAUUCUGCUGUGCAUAAGAUCUUCACCUGCCCUGUGUGCUUUGAGGAGCAAAGCAGCAGUAGUUUGGAGGAGCUUAACAGACAUAUUGAUGAGUGCCUUGCUGGGAGUCUUGUUAAAGAUACUGUAGAAAUAUUGAAGAAUGAGAGUUCAAAAGAAAAUACAUUUAACUCUAUUCCAUGCUGUAAAAAUGAAAAUGUUGAGGUAUGUCAAAAAAGUAAUAUGGAUCAAUUAGCAGGUACAUGCCAGUCAGCAAGUACAGAUGUCAACUCUGCUAGCAGUAGCGCAGAAAAAUUCACUCAGAUGGUAGUUGCUAAACCUCACAAAGAAAGACAGCCUAGCCAGCUUGGUGAUAUUGCUAGAAACGUGUGUAUAAAACAGUGUCUUUUUCCCAAAAGAAUUUCUCUGGAGAAUGCAGACCAUCUUGAAAAGAUUGAGAAUACGGAAGAAACUAGUUCAUCCUGUUUCUUUGAAGCCAAAGAAGACAAUGUUCUUGUUUGUCCAGUUUGUAAUUUAGAACAGAAAACCACUAGUCUUAUGUUGUUUAAUAGACAUGUGGAUAUCUGCUUAAAUAAAGGCAUUAUCCAGGAGCUGACAGAAAAAAACAAUUGUCCUACUAAGACUUAUGAUACAGAAAAUUCAAACAGAGUUGGAAGUUUAAGCAGAGGACAGCAGUGUACAAAUCAGUCACAAGGAACAAAAAGGUCUGGACUUGCAACUUCACAGUCAGUAUCAAAAAAGGCCAAGUCAAGCAAUUCCAAGCAUACAAUUGAAAUGUUUUUUAAAUGACUAUGUAGCAAUGUAUUCUGUAUGAAGUAUUUCAUAAUGUUUUAUGACUGUAAAUUAACUUAGCAUCAGCGGUAGGCUUGAGUGAGAGAACUAUCUCUUUGGAGUCAUUGCAUGUCUAUGUAAAAAGAACAUGAUGUUUGAAGUAGAAUACAACUGAAGUAAUUUAAUUUUUUUGAGAAUAAUACAAUUUUCUCAGUUGUUUCUGAGAAAAAAAAUCUGCUAGCACUUAAUUUUUGUUUGUUUUUAUUGAAAAUGUGAAACUACUUUGUUGGAGUCACCAGUAAUCUCGUGGGUUGCCUCCACUGUUCAACGGACAGAGCAGGGAGGUUAGAGCUGCCACACUGAGCAAGCCAACAGAGCGACCGCCUGAGAAAGCAGGCGUUGUUAGCUGGGGUGCCAGGCUGUGCUUACAUGAGGGGCCUCUUCACAGAUCCCAGCUAGCACCUCUGCAAGGCCCAGUGCUGUGUUGCAUGUGGCAGACGAACUAGCUCAGGCUUGCCCUUCAUCAGACAAUUCAACAGCAAACCGAGUUGCAGCAUUAGCUGUGUUAUAGUGAAGAAGAGGCGAGUUUCCUGAUUUCACUUCUCAUGAACAUUUGUUUCAUCAGUUGAGACAAAAAUUGGUUGGUGUUGCAGUUUCAAAGGAAAAGAGCAAGAAUUCAGAGCCCAGGCAAGCUUCUGCUGUAGUCCCUGGAAAUUACUUCAAUAAGAGGUGAUACACCAACCCUGACAGGCUCAAUCUUAUGAGAUACAAAAUGAUUCCACUGAUUUAAAAAAAUGAAUAAACCUGUUGAUGAGAAAAGGGAUGGCUCCAGGUUAGUCAGAUGUGUGCUGUUUGAUCCUUGGCCUUUCGAAAGAAACCGAGAACUUGAGGUUUCUUUGAAACCGUCAAGUUGGUACCUUUCAGUGGCAGUAAAUUCGGGCUAACUUAAAAAUCUCAUAGUGCAAUAAUAAUAUGAAUGAUAUCUAAAUAUGCAUGAUGCUGAAAUGAAGUAACUUUCUUAUUAUUACUCAUCUUUCUCCUUUAAAAAUGUUUUGUAUUUUUGAAUAAAUAUUUUAUUAUAAUUGAAUAAUAUUUAUCGAGCAAAUAAUUUAUGAUGGUAGCAUACUUAAAGCUAUACAAACAAUGAUGAGCCCUUGUGGAAAUAUAAACUACUUUAUAUUUUGUAAUCUUUAAAGAAGUGUUGUUGUUAGAAGCAUCUGUUUUGUUGUUGAAAUGUAUUGGGAUUACUCUCUGGUGGUUUUUGUUUUUUCUGUUUUUUGGGGGGAAGGGGAGGGCUGGGGAGAAGGAGAGGUCUUUUUUUUUUCCUCCAAACAAACGUGUACUUGAUCUUUUCUGGAUGCUCUGGUUAAGUCCAGAAUCUGCUUCUUCACUUCCAAAUUUGUUGGAACGAUUUAGAAAAGCACCAUCUCUACCUACUUAUCUCUACUCAUUUGCCAGAAGCCACUAUGCCCACAGCUCUGUCAUUUGAAUUUGUGUCAGGGCUCCCUAAUCUCCUUUGGACCAAAUCAGCUGGGCUAGUUCUGACUGCUGUGUAAGCUAGCUCAGUUGACUGUCUAAAGCAGGUCAGUGAGCAUUCAGCAUGUGCUGUUCUGCUGAUGGAGCUGGGGGAUGGAAAUUUUUGGUUGGAGAGACAUAAAAGCAACUGGGGGAGCAAUAGCUUAAGUUGCCACUGCUGUUUAGAAAGUGAACAUCUAUCCCAUAGUUAGCCUACAUCUGUCUGUAUGCUCUCUCUUAAGUCCUUGUUUGAGUUGCUAGACUGUUCCUCACUGUCACAUGUUAACGCAAGGUCUGAUUCAAUAAAAUAUGUAAAAUCUGAGUA
Messenger RNA from Struthio camelus australis, 5672 nucleotides. The record is from RefSeq and is a predicted model, not a curated record. NCBI's taxonomy places the organism in Eukaryota, Metazoa, Chordata, Aves, Struthioniformes, Struthionidae.